AUUGAAAUGAAAUUACGUGGCGCGUUAAACAUAUAUAAAGUUCGACUAAAAUAACUAAAUGUAACUUGCUAAAAUAAAGAGUCUGUAUUCCUUGAUUAUCAGGGAUCUCUUCUUAUCGAAUUUACCGUUUAUUUUUUUGCGAGACAGCAAGAAGCAGCGUAUGGAGCGUACGGAGCGUGUGUAGGAUACGAGAGGCAAUACAUGACACGCUGCGCAGAAUCGUAUCGGCUAUGGCGUGUAACAUGAGUUAGGCGAGCCGUAUUUAAUUGUGCACCAGUGUGAAAAGGGACCUUGGGGAAAGAAUGCCGUCGAUAGCACGCACGGUCUCGCUCUCGAUAAUCGUUCUUCAAUUAUUCGAAUGUUAUUCGAGUGCCCAUGGUUCCUCAAUCAGAUCCCUGGAUGUGCCGCUCGUCGUGCGCAACGGCACAGGACCGGUGGACCUGAUCUGCAUCUACGAGAUUGACGAGGACGAGAACGGACUCGUAAUCAAAUGGUUUCACGAAGCGUAUCAGAUCUAUCAGUGGAUUCCGCCAAUACCACCGCAAGAUAUCGGAAUCAUCGAAGGACUCGCGGAAUAUCCAGCUGAAAUUCUGAAGAACCCGUAUUCGCAUUCGGUGAUACGAUUGAAGACUGUUACGAUGGACAUGACAGGAGAAUACACGUGCGCAAUCAGUACAUUUCAGGACGAAGCGAGCAAUUCGUCAAAAAUGAUUGUUUAUAUACCGGAGAACGACAUGAUGGUGCGUAUUUAUCCCUUCAACAGGACUCACAUGAAUUUAACGUGUGUGGUCACGGGCGCACGACCACGGCCGUUCUUAAAGUUCUACAUCGAAGGGAUCGAGAGCAACGGCCGCGGGAGCAACAAUCGGAAAUCCUCAACGGACUGGUACAAGGGUGAUCUCCGAACGUCACUAGACGUUGUCGUCGAGGACACAUUAGACCCCGCUGUUGUCGAGUGUGAAAUGUCAAUCCCCGAAACAGAGUACAAGCGCCGAGAAAGAAUCGUCUACUACCCCACGCAAUUAUUGCCCUAUCGCACAAAUGUUUCACAAGGGAGGCACUACGCGAUGUUGCUUGUCGAUAUCCUUUACAUUAUCGUUCUUAGAUUAAUAUUCACGUAGAAUUAAAGUAGACUGGUUUAAUUGCAAAUUAUUCUCCAGAGAAAUAAUAUUUAAUGUAUUUUAAUUUUGAAGUUCGCGCAUUAAUUCUCUUCUAGUGCUAAAAAAACAAAUAAAAUAAAAGCACUUCAUCUUAAAUCA
Pogonomyrmex barbatus (red harvester ant) is the source of this 1259-nucleotide messenger RNA. RefSeq lists its product as uncharacterized. The record is from RefSeq and is a predicted model, not a curated record. NCBI's taxonomy places the organism in Eukaryota, Metazoa, Arthropoda, Insecta, Hymenoptera, Formicidae.